UAUUGCCAUCUUUAUAAAGCAAGCAAGUAUGGUAUUGAAAGAUUAGAAUUUUUCGACAAUGAAGAUGAAGCAAAUUCAUGUACUUCUGGUCGAUUCAUCACUUUAGAAAAUUGUGUAAAAAUCAUUCCAGAUCCUCAAAAACUCCAACCGAACGUUGUUACAAGAACAACAAGUUAUCAUUUUGCUUCCGUCGAAGAUAAUGAAAUGCCUGAAUGGUUGUCUGCUUUUCAAUCGGUCGCAUUUAAAGAAGGUUCAAAUACUCAAAGUAUAGAAGAAGAUAAUGAAUUAUAUUGUCCAUCUGGAGAAGGUUUGUUUUCGGUCGAAUUAGUCCAGUCGGAAGUUUCAUCUCGUUGCGGUCUCGAUCCUGGACCUUAUACGUUACUCUUAACAUCUUCGGCAAUACAACUUAGAGAUUCUAAAGAACAACAGCUCCUAUUUACGUGGCCUUAUUUAUAUAUUAGAAAAUACGGAUACAGGGAUGGUAAAUUCACAUUCGAAGCAGGUAGAAAAUGUGAAACGGGCGAGGGGGAAUUUCAACUCAAAUACAGCAAUCAACAGGAAAUUUAUCGUUGUUUGUCAUUGAAAAUGAAAAGCAUGAGAAAAUUAUUGGGCGGUGAAAUCCCGUCGUCGUCGUCAAUUUUCUGCAGCGAUAGUUCAAAUCAAUUUCAAGCUGCUUUAAGUAUGGAAGCGCGGUCGAGGAGCCCGCUCCCUCCGUCACCCAACACGAGCACAAACAUACUCGAUUUGGAUUUAAACGGUUCAUCUCAAUUUAAAUCCGUGGAUUGUCUUUCGAACGGUCAAUUUAACACGGGUCCCCCUUUGAAACCUAAAGCCACAUCUUACAAUAGUUUAUUUCAUUCAUCUUCUUUCGAAUCUCCCCCUCUUCCCUUCAAACAAAAAUCUUUAAUAUCACCGACGUCGGAAACGAAUUCAUUGAAUUCGUUAAACGCCCCCCCUUACCUGCAUCCCAAAUCAUCUUCGGUAUCUCAAAAUUCAUUAGAUAAAAUAAAUAGUAGGAAAUCUCCUAAUCUUUUCAGAGCGACACUAGUAGAUAUAGAUAUACACGAGUCACCCGAGUCUCAGGGAAAAUAUGCGGAAUCGUUAGUAGCUCCUCCUCUUAAACCAAAGCCUAUGAAGCCCCCCCGGAAAAAUAUAUUUAUUUCGAGCAGUCAAAAAUGUGCCAACGAAGAAGAAUCCGGUUCGAAACGAUUUUAUCGUCAGAAAAACGAUUCCCUCGCCAAACAGGAUUCUCCGAUGUCUCAACAACAAAAUUGUUUAUCCAAUUUAAUUUCCACGGACGUUUCAAACUCGACGCCGCCCUACGACGAAGUCGAAAUCAGGCACGAAGCUUGGAAAACUUUGGGAGUCGACGAAAUGACACACACGGAAAGGCCCUUUAGUCAAAUUAUAAAUUCUUCCGAUUCGUCGUUGGACUACGAAAUAUUGGACAACGUCGUCGAUGAUUCGAAAUUGAUGAAAGAAAACGAAAACGACAAGAUGGCGGCGGCGGCGACGACGACAAAUGGCGGAUCCACGUCCAAACCGUGUCAAAAGUUUAUGUUUUUACCCAUCAAACCCGCGUCGGUGUCUGGAAAUUACGACACGCUCCAACAUUUCGGUAGCACUUUGAAUAAAACAAAUGGAAAAUCCGGUUACAAACAAAUAAUAAUAAAUCAUUCGAAUUCGAGUCCUUCGAGUCCGAGUCCUACCACCACCAUUACCACCGAUACCGGAUAUAGUUUGCUCGAAAAUUAUGCCAAUAGUUUAAAUCAUACAUUUCACGAUUACGACGAAGUCGACGAAAGACCCAUCGAAACGUUUCGUAUGGCCGACGAUUCUCAUUUGGGCUACGGCGUGAUAAGGAAAAAACCGGAAAAUCAAAUUCAAAAUGAUCUUCUCCGACUUCCGCCCAAGCACAAAGUCUAUAAUAACAUGGAGUAUGCUGUUAUAACAAAAUCGAAGCAUGUCUAG
Pediculus humanus corporis (human body louse) is the source of this 1971-nucleotide messenger RNA. RefSeq names its product Docking protein, putative. Gene Ontology annotation, biological process: cell surface receptor protein tyrosine kinase signaling pathway; positive regulation of MAPK cascade. The transcript has 3 exons. The annotation marks the transcript as partial. Gene Ontology annotation, cellular component: cytoplasm. NCBI's taxonomy places the organism in Eukaryota, Metazoa, Arthropoda, Insecta, Psocodea, Pediculidae. The record is from RefSeq and is a predicted model, not a curated record.